Verticillium nonalfalfae is the source of this 1167-nucleotide messenger RNA. RefSeq lists its product as uncharacterized. The transcript has a single exon. The record is from RefSeq and is a predicted model, not a curated record. The coding region runs from base 1 to 1167 and encodes 388 amino acids. NCBI's taxonomy places the organism in Eukaryota, Fungi, Ascomycota, Sordariomycetes, Glomerellales, Plectosphaerellaceae.
AUGGCCCCAGACACUGAUGAUGACUUAUUCCUCAUGAUCGAUGGUUAUGACGUCCAACUGCAGCUCGGACCCGAAGUAUUGAUACAGCGCUACUUCAAAGUAGUAGCAGCCGAAGACGAGCGCAUCAUUCAGCAGCUCGGGCCUGCCCUAGCCGAGGAGGUUGCCGGGCCUUUAGGGCGACACGUUGUUUUCGGCGCCGAUAAGGUAUGUUGGCCUACAGACCAGAGGCGGCCAGGGUGCUGGGCCAUCCCGCCGGUUCCAGGCAUGGAUGACCGGAUGUUCGGGCCCCUGACUGAGUCGGGCGACAUGGCCUUCCUCCGUCCACGCUGGCUGAACAGCGGUACGAUCAUGGGCCCGGUGAAGGAGGUUCGCAGCCUCUUUCAAGCCACUCUUGCGCACAUCAAUGCUACUUACAGGCCAGAUUAUGAGUUUCGCGAGAGCGAUCAGUUCUACAUGACCGAAGUCUGGGGGCUUCAGGAGCUUGGCCGCAUCAACGCACAGCUGGAAAAGGACUCAGGAGCGAAGCAUCCGAGUCAUGUUGACGAUGCCUUUUGGCCCAAGCCCGGGCCCGAGUCCAAUCAUCACAUCGCUAUCGACUACUGGAGCAAUCUCUUCCAGACAUGGGCCGGCUACACUGAAUACGUUGACUGGCGCACGUUUGAUAGACCUGGUCACGCCUUUACCGUGGACCAGAAUGUUCGGGCCGAGGCCACAUUCAGACCAUGGGACCUUCACCUUGCCGGAGACGCCAUGCGUGCAAUUCACCGCAUAUUUGCCUCUGCAAAACGUUCUACCCUCAUGGGAAAGACGUCAGAUGAGCUCAUUCUCGAGUCGCAAUUUGGUUCUAACAUCAUCACGAAGACGACAUUGCCAAUUUAUCACUGCACAGGGGCCAAGGAUGCGCUGGAGGCAUUUUGGCCGCGCAUGUGGUUCUUCCCAUACAUCAGAAGUCUUAUGACAUCAGCCAUAGCUUCUUGCAGAGCUGGCGAGGCAUACACGCCGCGGCCUGUCGAUGGUAGGAUGUGGUACCCAGCGCUGCCGUAUCCGGAGGAUAUUCGUCUCGACGAUACGGGCGCGUGGUCGGAUGGCAGCGCUGACUCGGGAGAAGUGGAGUGGCUCUCAUUUGAGACGCUAUGCAGACCGUUUGAGGAGGAUAUAUUUGGAUGA